Gastrolobium bilobum is the source of this 856-nucleotide messenger RNA. RefSeq names its product probable WRKY transcription factor 51. Gene Ontology annotation, biological process: regulation of DNA-templated transcription. The record is from RefSeq and is a predicted model, not a curated record. Lineage: Eukaryota; Viridiplantae; Streptophyta; Magnoliopsida; Fabales; Fabaceae. Gene Ontology annotation, molecular function: sequence-specific DNA binding; DNA-binding transcription factor activity. The transcript is spliced from 3 exons. Bases 21 to 560 code for a protein of 179 amino acids.
CUUUGCACUUACCAUAUGCAAUGGACUACUAUUUUGUAAACCCACAUUCUAACCCAAACUAUGCUCGCUCUGCUGACAUAGCUCCAUCCUCCUCUGAGUUUCUACUUUCUGAUUAUCUCAUUCUCGAUGAUUGUGCUGAUCAACAUCAAGAGUACUCUCGAUCACAAAGUACUGAUUCGUCAGAGAAGGUAACCUUCAGCGAUGCCAGUCACGGAUUCAAUGGUGCAACCUCCAACAACAAUAACAUAAAAUCCAAAAAUGGGAUCAAGCGAAAUAAGGCAGAAGUGAAUCCAAGGAUCGCGUUUAGAACAAGAUCAGAGCUUGAGAUUAUGGAUGAUGGAUACAAAUGGAGGAAGUAUGGAAAGAAGUCCGUGAAGAACAACCCCAAUCUAAGGAACUACUACAAAUGUUCAAGUGGAGGAUGCAAUGUGAAGAAAAGGGUUGAAAGGGAUAGGGAUGACUCGAGCUAUGUGAUAACAACUUAUGAAGGUGUGCACAAUCACGAAAGCCCAUUUACCUCUUAUUACAACCAAAUCUCCUAUGUUGAUUCUAAUGUUUAGGCAUUUUCGGCUUCUGAAAACUCAUCGUGGGUUAGAGAUCGAUAAUCUACCAGGAUCAGAGAAGACUUCAAAUCUCUUUGAAGAUUUUCAAGAGGAAUUAUAUGUCAUUCAUUAACAAAAUCCUUAUAUCAGUUAGAGGAGUUUGAAUCCACGUCCUUGUGGAAAGAAUAUGGUUUAUGGAUCAAAUCAUUAGCCAACUGUAUCCAUCUUUGUUGGCUCAACUCGUGGUUACUUAAUUUGUCUUCUUUCACUACUUGUCAAUUACCAAUGUAUGUCAAAUUUUUGUUUUUAAUACA